Messenger RNA from Aspergillus clavatus NRRL 1, 1092 nucleotides. Its product is annotated as aspartate-semialdehyde dehydrogenase family protein. The coding region runs from base 1 to 1092 and encodes 363 amino acids. Gene Ontology annotation, molecular function: NAD binding; aspartate-semialdehyde dehydrogenase (NADP+) activity; NADP binding. Gene Ontology annotation, biological process: L-threonine biosynthetic process. NCBI's taxonomy places the organism in Eukaryota, Fungi, Ascomycota, Eurotiomycetes, Eurotiales, Aspergillaceae. The transcript has 3 exons. The record is from RefSeq and is a predicted model, not a curated record.
AUGGCCUCGUAUCCCAAGAAGAAGUGCGGUGUCCUGGGCGCCACCGGCUCGGUCGGUCAACGAUUCAUCCUCCUCCUCGCAGACCACCCCUUCCUUGAAUUGCACGCCAUUGGUGCAUCGAAUCGCUCGGCCGGCAAGAAAUACAAGGAUGCCGUCAAGUGGAAGCAGACGACCUCCAUGUCGGAGAAGCUGGGCAAUCUCGUUCUUCGCGAUUGCAAGGCCGACCAGUUCAGCGACUGUGACCUCGUCUUCUCGGGCCUGAACAGCGAUGUCGCUGGUGAACUUGAAAUGGAAUUCAUCAAGGCCGAAAUACCUGUCUUCUCUAACGCCAAGAACUAUCGCAAGCACCCUCUCGUUCCUCUCAUCGUUCCCACCGUUAACCCCCACCACUUCGACCUUAUCCCCCACCAGAGGAAGGAGUUCGGUCUGAAGAAGGGAUUCCUGGUCUGCAACUCUAACUGUGCCGUCAUUGGCGUCGUCAUCCCUUUCGCCGCUCUUCAAGCCAAAUUCGGUCCUGUCGAGGAUGUGGAAGUCUUUACUGAGCAGGCCCUGUCGGGCGCAGGUUAUCCCGGCGUUCCUAGCAUGGAUAUUCUGGACAACGUGAUUCCUUACAUCAACGGUGAGGAGGACAAACUUGAGAACGAGGCACAGAAGAUCCUGGGCUCUCUCAAUGCCGACGCCACUGGCUUUGAUGAGCAGUCUGGCCUGACGGUUGGAGCCACCUGCACCCGUGUAGGUGUCACCGACGGACACAUGGCUUUCGUGUCAUUGCGGUUCAAGAACCGUUCCGUACCCAGCGCGGAGGAAGUCAAGCAGGCCAUGAGAGAGUAUCAAUCCGAGGCCCAGAAGCUUGGUUGCCCUUCUGCGCCCAAGGAAGCUAUUAAGGUGUUCGAUGAGCCCGACAGACCCCAGCCUAGACUUGACAGAGAUAUCUCCAAGGGAUACACUGUCAGUGUAGGCCGUGUCCGUGAAGGUGCACCGGGAGGUCACUUUGACCUUAGAUUUGCUGCACUCUCUCACAACACAGUCCUUGGUGCUGCAGGCUCUUCCAUCCUCAAUGCUGAGGUUGCCGUGAUCAAGGGUUACAUCUAA